Molecule: messenger RNA, 4009 nt
Organism: Monomorium pharaonis (pharaoh ant)
Lineage: Eukaryota; Metazoa; Arthropoda; Insecta; Hymenoptera; Formicidae
Gene: Pak3
Product: serine/threonine-protein kinase PAK 2
Exons: 1
Coding region: 342-1982 (546 amino acids)
Biological process (GO): intracellular signal transduction; regulation of MAPK cascade; regulation of axonogenesis
Cellular component (GO): cytoplasm
Molecular function (GO): ATP binding; protein serine/threonine kinase activity
Source: RefSeq, a predicted model, not a curated record
UUUUUUAUUCCUUGCGUUUGCGUCCUUACUGUUUGCGACGCUAGGAAAGUGUCUCUGGUGACAGUGGUGACACGCGGGAUCGCCGCGAGUGUGCCAGCACUGGCGCCGUCCAUGAUCCAUUCGUGUCCGCCGGCGUGUAAUCGGGCGUGAGACACGACGAUUAUGAUCGUUGUGGCGGACGGGAUCUGCAUCACGUUGACGGAUGUGUAUCGCGAGUGUUUGAAGUCGCCGGUCCGCCUGUCCACCUCGUCGUUUUGCUCCCUCGCCCGGCGAUUAUUGCGCGCGAGAGAGCGCGGGCAGGAGGGGCCAGGGAGAGGACGGGCGUGAGAUUGCGCGCGAGGAUGAGCCUCAGCCUGACGAAGUUGUUCUCGAAGAAGAAGAGCGGCGGCGGCGCGACCCACGCGGUCGACCACACCGCCGCCGUCGCCACGGAGAUCGGCCUGCCGACCAACGUCUCGCACAAGUUCCACGUGAGCAAGAAUGCGGAGACCGGACAGCUGGAGGGCCUGCCGGACCCGUGGAUACGGCUGCUCAACACCCAGAUCUCCAAGUCGGAGCAGGACGAGCACCCGGACGCCGCGCUCCAGGCGAUCAAGUUCUACAACUACUCGAUCAAGCGCAAGCCGCAGGCGGAUCAGGAAGUCUUCAAGCCGUUCGUCACGCAGGACUUGAUCGAGGAGGAGUCGCAGGCGAUCGACAACAUCCUGACGGGCAAGUAUCGCUCGGACGACAGUUCCGAUGACGAUCGCUUGACGAUCGUCGCGACCACCGAGGACGGUUCGACGGACGAGCGGACGAACGCGUUGCCCGAGCUGCCACCGAAGGUCAACAAGCCGCCGAAGCCGCCGAAGCCACCGAAACCACCGAAACCACCGAAACCGGCGCCACGCAAGUGCAACAGCAGGGUGGAGAAGAGCCUCACCGAAAUCCUCGAGGAUCUCAACACGUUUCAGUUCAGCGACGACGAGGACGAACCGCCACGGAAGGAGCAGGGGGAGGAGGAGGUGGAGGAGAACAAUGUUUUGCCGAGCAGAACGGAGGAAAGUCCAGUCCUACGAAGGAAGACCGAGUGUAUGGGCGUGAGACUCAGCGAGGAGCAGGUGUACGAGGAGCUCCGGGCAAUCUGCCAACGCGGGGAUCCCAAUUUGCGCUUCGAGAAGACCAAGGAGGUGGGCGCUGGUGCGUCCGGGACUGUGUUCAUAGCGACCGACCGUCAGUACGGUCGGAAGGUAGCCGUGAAGGACAUAGAUUUGUCGAAGCAGCCGAAGAAGGAGCUGAUACUAACCGAGAUCAAGAUCCUCAAGGAGUUUCAGCACCCGAACCUGGUCAACUUUCUCGACGGCUACCUGGUGGACGAGCAUCUCUGGGUGGUGAUGGAGCUGCUGGAGGGCGGGCCGCUCACGGAUGUGGUCACCGAGACGGUGAUGAAGGAGGCGCAGAUCGCGGCUGUCUGCCGCGAGGUCCUGAAGGCGAUAAGCUUCCUGCACACCAGGGGGAUCAUUCAUCGGGACAUCAAGUCGGACAAUGUGCUGCUGGGCAUGAACGGUGCGGUGAAGGUUACGGAUUUUGGUUUUUGCGCGAACAUCGACGGUGACGAGAAACGACAGACUAUGGUUGGCACGCCGUACUGGAUGGCGCCGGAGGUGGUGACGAGGAAGCAGUACGGCAAGAAGGUGGACAUCUGGUCGCUAGGUAUAAUGGCCAUCGAGAUGAUCGAGGGGGAGCCGCCUUACAUGAAGGAGACCCCGCUGAGAGCGUUGUACCUGAUCGCUGCCAUCGGUAGACCCUCCAUUCCGAGGUGGGACAGCCUCAGUCCGACGUUUCAGAAUUUCCUGGAGAGAUGCCUCGCCGUGGAGGUCGACGAGAGAGCAACCGCCGACGAGCUGCUCUCUCAUCCGUUCCUAGGAAACUGCGCGGAACUGUCCACCCUCACGCCGCUGAUCCGCGCGGCACAGAGAAUUCUCCAAAAAGCGUUUCGUUAAUUAUUACUAGAGAAUUUUAUACUAUAACACUCAUUCAUGAUACGCCGUUUCACGAUACCUCAUUGCUGCUCGUACAUUGGGCUAAAGAAUGAAAAAAAAGACGUGUUUUAAUCGAAAGCCUCAAAAGAAUUUUAUAAUUGCUGCAUUUUUAUUUUAAAUCUGUUUGUCCUUCGUUUUUAUUCCACAGUGUUGGUUUAUUAAAUAUGAAGCCAAAGUGUAAGCCAAAUAAAAACACACUCGAUUAGUUUUUAUAUUUCUUUUAGAUAACUUCAUUGUUCAAAAAUUAUCAAAGUAGUUAUUUUUUUAUAUACUACUUGAUAUCAUUAUUAUUAUUAUAAGAUGGGGUAUCGUGAAAAAUUAUUUAUGAAAACAUUUAGGCAACUUUUUGUCAAGCAAGCCACUUUGUCAUAUGUGCAAUAUGAUUUACGUUGAAAUUAGAGUUUUACUCAGGUAUUUCCGCUCAAUGAUACUAUAUUGAUAUGUGCAUUUUGUCAAUCAAGUUCAGUAUUUAUCAGCUAAUAUUUUAAUUAUAGAUAAUUGGACAAAAUGCAUUUUGAUAUGCUAUUUUAAAGGACGAAUGAAAUAUAUACACUAUUUCGAAAUAUUGUUUAAUAUCAUCAUUUUAAAAAAACGAUCAUAAUACGGAAUUUCGUGAAUAUUUAUCUUAAAAACUGUACUUAGAUCAUCGUACAGAAUGAUCAAGAUAAAAAAAAACGAUAAUAAAAUCGAUUAUCUCUGAUAACAAUUAAUAAAAGUUCAUUAAAUUUGAAGCUUUUAACUCUUUGCAAGAAAAAUAAACUGAAUAAGACUAAAACAUACGUUUGACAAUAUACAUUAUAAAAUUAAUUGACUGUAGUUAUUUGAAUUUAUAAUUUUUAUAAUUUAUAAAGUUGUCUAAUUUUAUAAAUAACUUUAUAUGUAACUUUUAACUUAUAAAUUGUUUAAAUUUAUAAGAAAAGUUAUACAUUGAAAAGUUAUUUUUUUAGUCAUAUAUACUUUAUUAUAUAGUAUUAUAAAAAAAAAGAUAUUACAAUAAAAUGAUUGUGCGUGAAAUUAGCAUUGCUUGAUAAAGCAAAGUGUUGAAAAUUAGCCGUUAUAAAUUAUGUAACAAUAACCACCGCAAUGCAUUUUACACAAACGCCGUACAUACAGUUUUGUAAGAUUUUUAUUCCUACUUUUAUAUAAAAUGUACCUUUUUGAAAAAUUUUUAUAUUUAAGAGCAUGAUAUUGCUCAAGCAAAAAUAAUAUUCAUAUAGAUAUAUUUUUAACCAAUAUCUGUAUAUAAAUUCAGUAGUGUUUAUAAUACAAGCGUAAGUGUAUAGUACGAUUAGAUUACUGUGAAUAUCUAAAUAUUUAAGAUUAUUUGAGCAUUAAUAUCAAGUGUAUGUAAAAUCACGACUGUGAUAAAAGAAAGUUAAGUUAUAUUAAUAUUUCUAUAGAGCAUAAUUUUUUUGUUUUACCAUAUACAUUAUAUUAUAUAAAAUUAUUAUAUAUUGAAAAAAUCAAAUUGCGACAAUAGUUCAAACUAUAUAAUUAUUAUAUUUUAUAAUAUAUAAACGGGACAAGAAUUAUCUUUCAUACUAAACAUGUGUUGAUAAGCAAAUAUAUUUGAACAGUAUUUUAAUCGUUUGCAUGAUUUGAGAUAAAAAAUACACUAUUAUAUGCAUUCUACUAGUUUUGAUAAGAUAUAUUCGAAAUUUUCGAAGAUCAUUAAAACUAGAAUAAAAUACGAGAUAUGUAUAUUGUACAAUAUUCUAAUAUUUGUGCCUUAUUAAAUACAUAUGCUUACAAUUAACAUUAUCAAGCAAUAAUAAUGUAUGAAGUGACUAUAGUGAAAAUCGACUAUUUGCAUUUGUACAGAACAUCAAUUUAUGCUUUCUAAAAAAGUAUUAUGAAAUCCUGUAAUGUGACUUCAAGAAUUGCGUGUAAUGUAAUAUAUUAUUUUUAUGUAUAUUGGAUAAAGGAGAAAAAAAUGAACACUUAUCCAUAAGACACAUAUUUUAGACACUAAAUAUUUUAUUGAGAGG